Molecule: messenger RNA, 1074 nt
Organism: Camellia sinensis
Lineage: Eukaryota; Viridiplantae; Streptophyta; Magnoliopsida; Ericales; Theaceae
Product: F-box protein At5g49610-like
Molecular function (GO): protein binding
Source: RefSeq, a predicted model, not a curated record
AUGGAGCGUUCUAAUCUUAAUUCAGAUUUAAUCUUUGAGAUUUUAACUAGAACAUCAUUAAAAGGUUUGGAUCGGUGCAAAUCGGUUUGUAAAGGAUGGAAGAAUUUGACGUACGAGUCAACUUUCACCCCUCUUCAUUGUGAAAGGACGGGUACUAUUUUGGGCUACUUUGUUCAAGAUUUGGUACACAACAAGUAUUUCUCAAAAUUCGCAUCGAUGGAUCGGUCAAAGGAAUUAGGUCAAAAUCUCUCCCUGGAUUUUUUACCACAUCCGAUGAAGGUUGAGGCAUCAUCAAAUCAAGGAAUUUUAUGUUGUGUGUACCAUGAUUACAGAAAUUAUCGAUUCUAUGUUUGCAAACCUAGUACUAGGCAAUGGCAAAAGCUACCAAAUCCCAAAACAAGGUACAUGACGGUUCAAGUUGCGAUUGUGGUGAUACGGUCUAACCCAUUGCAUUACAAGAUUGUUCGAUUGUCAAACCCCAAACACAUGCUAAAGUACUACUACAAUUAUCACUGCGAAAUCUUCGACUCAGAUCUAUGGGCAUGGAGAAAAUUGAAUGAUGUAUUGCUGCCACCCCGCGUGAUCUUCAUCAACCAGCCCACCGUUGUUGCAAGCGGAGCAAUCCAUUGGCUCACAAGCAACGAUCAAGUAUUCGCAUUCGACAUAAAUUCAGAGACUUACUCCACAUUUCCAUUGCCAGAACCAAUAAUAACUGAAGAAGAUGAAUUUCACUACAGAGACAAGCAACUUACAGUGUACAAAGGCCGGCUCGCCUUCAUCUACAGAGAACCAGAUGGGUAUUUGGUUUUAUGGGAGAUGGACACGAAUCGCGUUUGGCAAAAGAUAAACACUCUGAACAUUGAACCGGUUGAAGAGAAAGAACCUUACCCUUCUUAUGCUGCUUUCUACAAUGCAGAUAUUGCAGUCAUGAAAGGUUUUCGCAACAUAAUGUUUUACAAGUUUCAGAACUGUGGUUCGGGCGAUGUGAAGCUGCAUGACUUGAAGAUGGUUCCUCGUGACAUUUUUGUGUUUCGAUCUGAUUUGGAACCAACUGAAUUGAAAUGUGGAAGCUGA